AUGGAGUUCAAGCUGGAGGCUCAUCGUAUUGUCAGCAUCUCCCUGGGCAAGAUCUGGCCAACUGCGGUCCAGCGCGGCGGCAUCAAACUGCACAAGAACCUGCUGGAGUUCAGGCCUCACAGCAGCGCCCGCCAGGUCUACCUGAGUGACUGCGCCUGGGCUCCCCCAUCUGGUCCCAGUGGGAGCCUGGCGGCAUGCCGCCGCAGCGGGGAGCGGCUGGCCGGCCGCCCAGGCGGGUUGGGAUACCUGCCGGCCGCUUGUGCCGCCCGGCCGGAGACCGAGCCGUAGCCGGAGCGCCCGGCCGACCCGGCCCCGCCGCGCGGGUGGGAGGAAGUCAGGAGGUCUCGGUGAUGGGCGCGCCGGGGACGCUCUUCGGGCCGGCGAGAGGUGGAGGCGGAAGCUGCCUGGCGCCGCGUGGAGGGACCGCGCGAGGCGAGGAGGAGCCGGGUCUCUCGCGGCAGCUGGUGGCCCCGUGGGCGCUGCCACUGCCCCCCAGGAGGGGAGGACAGGGCUGGGGGCGCUGGGCGUUGCCCCCGAGUUGACUGCCGCUGUGCAGGCCCGCGGCCGGCCGAGGGACCGGCACCGCCCGCCGUCGGCCCCCGGAAGCGCGGCGCGGCGGGCGUGGGUGGCGGCCCCGCGGGCGGUCCGGCGCCCGGCUCCAGCCCGCUCAAGAAGCCCCGCCGGAACUCGGAGGAGCAGCCGGGCGGGGCGGAGGAGGAGGAGGAGGAGAUGGAGACCGGGAACGUGGCUAACCUCAUUAGCAUCUUCGGUUCCAGCUUCUCGGGACUCUUGCGGAAAAGCCCCGGGGGCGGCCGGGAGGAAGCCGAGGGAGAGGAGAGCGGUCCGGAAGCCGCCGAGCCCGGGCAGAUCUGCUGCGAUAAGCCGGUGCUGAGAGACAUUAACCCUUGGAGCACAGCCAUCGUGGCCUUCUGAGCCCCCGGGUCCCGUUCGGAAGGAGGUUGAGCGGCGGGUGGCCCCGACGUGAGGCUGCGAGGACGGCCCAGAGACCGCAGGGCGCUGGACGCGUUGCGGGGACCGUGGGUGCCGCCGGGCAGCACCGACUGCCCUCGGGCUCGGCGGCCUCCCCCCUGGAGGCUUGUCGGAAGAGGACGAUCGUUAACUUUUGUGUAGUGUUCUGUCUGUGUACGUACGUCUGUCUUGUUGAAUUCAGACCAUUUUGUCCUUCUGGAAUGCACCACCCCUUUCCCAGGGCUGAGGAGAUCGGGGGCAGACGGGGACUUUCCUUUGCCGGCAGCCCCGAGAAGGAAGCGGCGGA
This is a messenger RNA of Puma concolor (puma), 1276 nucleotides long. It is a transcript of the gene IER5, whose product is annotated as immediate early response 5. The record is from RefSeq and is a predicted model, not a curated record. Lineage: Eukaryota; Metazoa; Chordata; Mammalia; Carnivora; Felidae.